Labrus mixtus (cuckoo wrasse) is the source of this 8211-nucleotide messenger RNA. It is a transcript of the gene adamts9, whose product is annotated as ADAM metallopeptidase with thrombospondin type 1 motif, 9. The record is from RefSeq and is a predicted model, not a curated record. The transcript is spliced from 39 exons. NCBI's taxonomy places the organism in Eukaryota, Metazoa, Chordata, Actinopteri, Labriformes, Labridae. Gene Ontology annotation, biological process: extracellular matrix organization; proteolysis. Gene Ontology annotation, cellular component: extracellular matrix. Gene Ontology annotation, molecular function: metalloendopeptidase activity; zinc ion binding. Bases 209 to 6046 code for a protein of 1945 amino acids.
CCUCUCUGCAGUAUGCAUGUUCGUCAGGGAAUCCGCGAAGCGCUCACGUUCCAGCAGUGUACUUCCCCGGCCAGAGACCAUCUACCAAAGAGCCGAGGAUAAUAAAAGUGGAUGUGGCAGACAGGAGGCGGAAAGCCCGGAGUGACCGGAGGAAUACACUAUUACUACAGGAAUACAGGCUGCCACUCUCCUCUGAACGUGGACAAUCAUGCAUGUGCUCUUCUGGGGCUUGGGGUUCCUGCUAUUCCCUGAUUUCUUGAAUGUGGUCGCAUCUACGGGGAAAUUGCUUUUGAACUCAAGCACAGUAAAAGACCAGAUCGGCGUUUAUGAGAUUGUAACACCGGUGCGGGUGAAUGAAGCCGGUGACAAGUUUCCAACCAGUGUGCACUUCAAGAGAAAAAGACGAAGUUUGGACGACAGCACUGGGAAUACUACGGAUCACUGGGCCUCGCCAAAUAUUCACUACAGGAUAUCUGCUUUUGGACAGAAUUAUCACCUCAAUCUCACGCUGGAUUCGGGAUUUAUCGCCCCUCUUUACACUGUGACAGUACUUGGAGUACCCAGAGGAGAUAACAUAACGGAUUUUGCAACAGAUGGGGAGGUAGAGGAGGAUGAGGAGGAGGACACGGAGUUAAGGCACUGCUUCUAUAAGGGACAAGUAAAUGCAGAAGCAGAACAUGCCGCGGUCAUCAGUUUGUGCUCCGGACUGCUUGGCACUUUCAGGUCUCCAGAUGGGGAGUAUUUUGUUGAACCCCUACACAGCUAUCAAGGAGAAGACUAUGAAGAGGAACACACAAAACCUCAUAUUGUAUACAGGAAGAGUGCACCCAAGAAACAAUCAUCUGGGGAGAACUCAGCUUGUGACACUUCAGGACACAAACAGAGACAGAAGAGACAAAAGCUUAAAAGAAGGCAAGUGGCUGGAGUGACCACUGUGUCCAACGCAGCCCCUGUGGUCAGUGCGGGUAUAUUCAGUGACUUGGAGUCACUGAGUGCCAGCCUCGCCAGCGAUCCUCUGCUCAGAUCACAGAGCGGCAGUUCUAGCGCUCGACCAUCAAAUGAUAGCAGCGGUGACUCAGGACCUCACAGGAGAUCAAAGCGCUUCCUCUCCUACCCGCGCUUCGUUGAAGUCAUGCUGGUGGCAGACAGCAAAAUGGUUGAGCAUCACGGCAGCAAUCUACAGCACUACAUACUCACAUUAAUGUCUAUCGUAUCCUCGAUCUACAAAGACCCCAGCAUUGGCAACCUGAUUAACAUUGUGAUUGUAAAGUUAGUAAUAAUAAACAAUGAGCUGGAAGGUCCAGUGAUUUCUUUUAAUGCACAGACCACUUUAAAGAACUUCUGCAUUUGGCAACAGAGCCAGAACAUCCUGGAUGAUAACCACCAUUCCCAUCACGACACCGCCAUCCUCAUCACCAGGCAGGACAUCUGUAGAGCGAGGGAUAAGUGUGACACCCUUGGACUUGCAGAGUUGGGGACCGUGUGUGAUCCAUACAGGAGCUGCAGCAUAAGUGAGGAUAAUGGACUCAGCACUGCAUUCACCAUCGCCCACGAACUUGGCCAUGUGUUUAACAUGCCUCAUGAUGACAGUAAUAAGUGUAAGGAGGAUGGAGUUAAGAUUCAGCAACAUGUGAUGGCUCCCACUCUGAACUACAACACAAACCCCUGGAUGUGGUCCAAGUGUAGCAGGAAGUACAUCACAGAGUUCCUCGACACAGGGUAUGGUGAGUGCUUGCUCGAUGAGCCCGUUUCUAGGCCAUACAGUGUCUCACAGCAGCUGCCUGGACGCGUAUACAAUGUCAAUAAACAGUGUGAGUUGAUAUUCGGGCCGGGAACGCAGGUGUGCCCCUAUAUGACCCAGUGUAGGAGGCUGUGGUGCACCAGUCCUGAGGGAGCUCAAAGAGGCUGCAGGACCCAGCACAUGCCUUGGGCAGACGGCACUGACUGCUCCCCUGGAAAGCACUGCAAACAUGGCCUGUGUAUAGCCAAAGAGCAUGACGCUGCACCUGUGGAGGGGGCAUGGGGAGUUUGGAGUCCUUUUGGUACCUGUUCGCGAACGUGCGGCGGUGGAAUCAAGAUUGCUGUGCGCGAAUGCAACCGACCCAUACCCAGGAAUGGAGGGAUGUAUUGUGUUGGUCGCAGGAUGAAGUUCCGUUCCUGUAACUCUGAGCCCUGCUCCAGGCAGAAGAAAGACUUCAGGGAGGAGCAAUGUGCAGCUUUCGAUGGCAGGCACUUUAACAUCAACGGUCUACCUCCUAAUGUUCGCUGGGUACCCAAGUACAGUGGAAUCCUGAUGAAGGACAGGUGUAAGCUGUUCUGCAGGGUGGCCGGCAGCACAGCCUACUAUCAGCUCAGGGACAGAGUCAUUGAUGGCACACCCUGCGGACCCGAUACCAAUGACAUCUGUGUCCAGGGCCUGUGUAGGCAAGCAGGCUGUGACCAUGUAUUGAACUCUAAAGCCAGAAGGGACAAGUGUGGGGUGUGCGGAGGCGACAACUCUUCCUGCAAAACGGUGGCAGGCACCUUUAACAUUGUCCGCUACGGCUAUAAUGAAGUAGUACGAAUACCCACUGGUGCUACAAAUAUAGAUGUGCGUCAACACAGCUAUUCAGGGAAACCGGAGGAUGACAACUACCUCGCCAUAUCAAAUAGCCGUGGAGAGUUCCUGCUUAAUGGGGAGUUUGUGGUCAGCAUGUUCAAAAGGGAAAUCAAAGUGGGAAAUGCUGUCAUAGAGUACAGUGGCUCUGACCAUGUCGUUGAGAGGAUCAACUGUACUGAGCGCAUUGAGGAGGAGAUCAUUGUCCAGGUGCUGUCUGUGGGGAACCUUUACAACCCAGAUGUCAGGUACUCCUUUAAUAUCCCCAUAGAGGACAAACCUCAGCAGUUCUUCUGGGAUGCCUAUGGGCCCUGGCAGGAGUGCAGCCGUCUGUGCCAAGGAGAGCGCAAGCGGAAGAUUCUCUGUAGCAGAGAGUCUGACAGGGUGGUGGUGUCAGACCAGAGGUGUCACGGUACAGCUAGACCCACUGUCAUCACUGAGUCUUGCAACACUGAAUGUGAACUCAGGUGGCAUGUGGCUCGUAAAAGUGAGUGUACUGCCCAGUGUGGCCUGGGAUAUCGUACCCUGGAAAUUUACUGUGCCAAAAUCAGCCGUGCCGAUGGGAAGACCCAGAAGGUUGACGACCGUUACUGUAGUGGUCAGCGCAAGCCUGAUGACAAGGAAGGCUGCCAUGGAGACUGCAAUCCGGGUGGCUGGGAGUACUCCUCUUGGUCAGAGUGCUCCAAGAGCUGUGGUGGGGGAACCCGCCGUCGAGGGGCAGUGUGCCGAAAGGCAUCUGACGCUGGCGGCGAUGAGAGCAAAUGCAGUCAAAGAGACAAGCUGACCGUCCAACCCUGCAACGAAUUCCUCUGUCCGCAAUGGAAGACUGGAGACUGGUCUGAGUGCCUUGUGACGUGUGGGAAAGGCUAUAAGCAUCGUCAGACAUGGUGUCAGUUUGGUGAGGACCGUUUAGAUGACCGCUUAUGUGGCUCAUCUAAACCAGAGUCUGUGCAGACUUGCCAGCAGCAGGAGUGUGCCUCUUGGCAGGUUGGACCCUGGGGACAGUGCACUACCUCAUGUGGGCCAGGCUACCAGAUGCGAGCAGUGAAGUGUGUAGUUGGCUCUUAUGGUGCUGUCAUGGAUGACACUGAAUGUAAUGCUGCCACCCGACCCACUGACACCCAGGACUGUGAACUGGCCCAGUGUCCCAGCAACCAUCCUGUUCUCCCAGGGACCAAAGUCCCCUCCCACCAGAGCCACAAAACUCAGUGGAGAUUUGGUUCCUGGACCCAGUGUAGUGCCAGUUGUGGCAAAGGGACACGAAUGCGGUACGUGAGUUGCCGCGACAACCAGGGUGGUGUAGCAGAAGAGUCGGCGUGUGCCCACCUACCGAAACCCCCUGCUCGGGAAGUGUGUUCAGUAGUGGCCUGUGGACAGUGGAAGGUGCUGGAAUGGACAGUGUGCUCAGUAACCUGUGGUCAGGGGAAGACAACACGCCAGGUACUCUGCGUCAACUACAGUGACCUAGAAGUGAAUGUGAAUGAGUGUGACCAAGAUGAUCGUCCCACCACAGAGCAGGACUGUGCUAUGUCUCAGUGCCCCUCCCGCAGCAGUGAUUCCCGACCCUUCCCAUCCUCACCAAACACCGACACCAGGAACAACCUGCCACGCAGCCAAUCCCACCAAUGGCGGACUGGACCCUGGGGCGCGUGUUCUAGCACAUGUGCAGGAGGUUUCCAGCGGCGUGUCGUAGUGUGCCAGGAUGAGAAUGGGUACCCUGCCAAUAGCUGUGAGGACCGCAGCCGGCCCAGUGAGCAACGGUCCUGUGAGUCGGGGCCAUGUCCACAGUGGAUCUAUGGCAACUGGGGAGAGUGCACCAAGCCAUGUGGAGGUGGGAUAAAGACAAGGCUGGUCGUGUGUCAGCGUCCAAACGGGGAACGUUUCAAUGAUCUGAGCUGCGAAAUCCAUGACAAGCCACCAGAUCGUGAGCAGUGCAAUACUCAGCCAUGCCCAUCUAGCCCCCACUGGAGCACAGACCCAUGGAGCUCGUGCUCGGCCUCCUGUGGAAGAGGUUUGAAGUCCCGCAAGGUGAGCUGUGUGACUGGAUCAGGCCGUCCUGUCACAGAGGAAAACUGCCAGCCCUUGUCCCCCAAACCCAGCAAGCAGAGGCGCUGUCGGGGAGGACGAUGUACCAAGUGGAAGACUGGCAGCUGGGGAGAGUGUUCAGCAUCGUGUGGAGACGGUGUCCAGCGCCGGGACGUGUCCUGCCAGGUCGGAGGCCGACGGAGCGUGCAGGAGAGCGGCUGUUCUCAGCGGUCCAGACCGGCGUCCAGCCAGAGCUGCCGGGUCGCUGAUUGUCCCUCCCGGUACCGGUGGAGAGAAGGAGAGUGGCAGACGUGCAGUAAGUCGUGUGGGGCGGGCCACCGAAGACGAGCCCUGCAGUGUGUGGACCACAACCAGGAGGAGGUGCAUGAGAUCUACUGUGUGAACCAGAUCAGACCUCCAGACAUAGAGAGCUGUAACCCCCAGGCCUGUCAGUACAUCUGGAUCACAGGAGAGUGGACUGAGUGCUCAUCCAGCUGUGGCCAGGGCUACCGUCAGCGUCUGAUCUCCUGCAGCGAGGUGCAUGUGGAGAAUGACAACUACGAGUAUGGCCAUCAGUCUUUGUCCAACUGUCCGGGGACCCCUCCUGAGAGCUACAUGCCUUGUCAUCUGGACCCGUGCCCGCGUAUACAGGAGUGGCGGGUUGGAAUCUGGGGUCUGUGUUCAGUCAGCUGUGGUGAAGGAAUGAUGGAGAGGACAGUGCAAUGUGUUUCAGCGGAUGGCCAGCAGAGCAUUAAGUGUUCCCUAGGUGCCGUUCCAGAGGCCAGAAAAAUCUGCAGAAAUCCAAGCUGCAACUUCCCUUCCAGCUGUCUGGACGUCCAGAGCAUGAACGGCCCCCUUCCAGACAGUGAACAUGUUCUCAAUAUACAAGGAAAGUCAAUCAAGGUCUACUGUGCAGGAAUGCAGACAGAGGCUCCACAGGAGUACAUUUCCUUGACGACUGGAGAAGGAGAGAAUUUUUCAGAGAUAUUUGCCUUCAGGCUCAAUGACCCCACCCAGUGUCCAGCCAAUGGCUCAAGAAGAGAAGACUGUGACUGUCGGAGAGACUACACCGCCGCUGGUGUAACCACCUUCUCCAAAGUUCGCCUGGACCUCAGUAAUAUGAACAUCAUCACUACAGAUUGGCAGUUUGCUUUCACCCGGGAAGGCAAGAGGGUUCCCUUUGCCACAGCUGGAGACUGCUACAGUGGAGCUCGCUGUCCACAGGGACGCUUCAGGAUCAAUCUCUCAGGAACAGGCUUCAAGGUGGCUGAUGACGUCUCAUGGGUCUCCCAGGGCAACUAUGCAGUGGCUGAUGUACAAAAAUCACAGGAUGGCAGCAGAGUGUCAGGAAUGUGUGGCGGCUACUGUGGUAAAUGUACACCAUCAUCCGGCUCCAGUCUGCAUGUAACAGUGGAAAUGAUGUGACACCUUGCGGGUGCUUGCUGUGCCCGUGUUUCCCUCAUCUUUGGUGCUACAGACCCGUCCCUCACAUGACCUCUUUGAACUCUUGUGUAUGUAUAGUGUAAAUGAGUCUUGUGUAAGUACUGUACAUAGCAAUAUGAGAAUGUCUUAUUUAUUAUACCCUCCAUUUAUUUUUGUAUUAUAUAAUUUAACACUUUUGUUAUGUCUUUAGAUAUUUGCCAUUUGGACUUUUUAAUACUGUCAUUACUCCACACUCUAAGCCAUAUGUUGCUUUUGAGAUUAAUUCAGUUUGUUGUUUUUAUUCCGAUUAUGUCUGUAUGCAGGGAGAUGUCACUCAUCAAUGCUACUCUCUUGUUUUAUACAUGGCACAUGCUCAGAUACCUGGUCUAACCAUAGACUUGUUUAACACUGUGUGCAGUUGGGCAGCUCCAUUAGAAGACUGUUUGGUUUAGUGAAGCACUCACUUCUUUUAUUUUUGUAAAUGUCUUUCCAUUUCUAAGCUGUGGACGACUGGGCUGCAGCAAUCUGUGGAAGUCUAAGACACCUGGUGCCUCCCAAGAUAGAACAUCUUCUCAUCUUGGUUUACUAUUAGGAUGCUAUUUAUGUAGUCAAACAUAUUUAAAACUGGGUAUCAUAAACCAACUGGAUUGUUUAACUGCAACUGUAAGUCUUCAUUAAACUGGACAGCAGAGAGGACACAUUCUUAUGAUACAUCCAUCAGCAUCACUGUAACGUAUAAAUACGUUUAGAAAUGUUUAAAUAUCCAGUCAUUCUUUUUGGUUGAUUUGAAGAGCAAAAAAAAAAACAGAUGUAAGCUUUUUUUUAAGUAAGCAAACAGCCUGCGUGAUGAUACUGUAUCAAGUCAGGAAAGUCUUGUUGUGGACGUGUGGAAGUGGGAUCUACAGGUCAGACGUAGGGAGUAAGUGGGAUGUUUACUCACACACAAACACACUAGAACACUUUACUGGAUCAUAAGGAAAUGCUCUAGGCAACAUAAGCUGAAAAGAUUAAUCUGCGAGACAUCAGAGGGAACCACGUUCCUCUGUGUCUGUGCAUACCUCUCUGGUAGUGUGCAGUAACCAGAGGGGCCAUGAGCCUCUAGCUUUUACAGAGUAGACAUGGUAUCUUAUCUCGAGUAGCAUUAAAGACAGACUUCACCUUGGGGAAAAUCAAAUUCAAGCUGAUACACAGGAGAUAUAAUGCACUGGUCCAGCCCUGGAGACACCUCCAAAACUGCUCACAGGCACUGCAGUAGGAUUUCUGUCCAGCUGCUGCCUGAACACAGAAAUAUGAACUCCUGUACCUCACAUUUUUUUUCUCCAGCUUUGUUUUAAGAAUCGUCCUAAACUGUCCAUGUUGUGUUCACAAGUUUCCAGCUGUCUGGCUUUUUUUAUUUUUUUGUGACAAUAUCAGGGUACGUUUUUUGUUUGUACGUUAUAAAUGCAGUGUAGAGCAGAAACAAAUAAAACACUUCUUGAAGCCUUAACUGUGUAUAGGGUCAGAUAUUCAGGGUACAUACUGUAUGUAUGAACUCAUUAAGAAGCCAUAUUUUGUCCUAUUAUACUUUCUCUAUAUUGUGCUAUUACAGUGCCUGAUGUGAAAGUGUGCACACCUCAGCCAAAGGGAACAGUCGUAUGUGCCACUACACAAUGAUGACAUCAUUCUAAAGGUGGGGAAGGAAAGUAAUUGUGCCUUAACUGAAAAAUGCACUUCUCAUUGUGAAUGUCAAAACUUAAGUUCAGUCAAUAAAGUUCUCAGGUGUCAUAUAUGAAGGGACUAUUAUGUUAUUGAAGUUCAUGUUUUUUUGUAUUUUACACAUUUGUCUCAUGUUAAUCAAAUAGCUGAAUAUGUAUUAUUGAAUUUACACAAGAUGAACCGUCAUUAAAUGCUCUAUUUUAUAUGAACAUAUUUAUAUGAUGUUUUUUUGAUCUGUGACUGUACAUACAUUUGAUCAUAAAUCACUUCUAAUUACCAUAAAGUAUUACCAUAAAAUGAACUGGAUCGAAUUCCUGUUUUGUGAAUACUUUCAUUCAUAAGUUAUGACAUUGUAUAAGCAGUUUUGAUGCUGCUAAAAGCUUGUCCUUGACGUAUCGUGCUACAACACAGGCUCUUUUAAUCCUGAACACACAAUAGUAAGAUUUACGUGUAAUAUAUAAUUCUCCCUCCAC